Carassius carassius (crucian carp) is the source of this 951-nucleotide messenger RNA. RefSeq names its product electron transfer flavoprotein subunit beta-like. The transcript has 7 exons. NCBI's taxonomy places the organism in Eukaryota, Metazoa, Chordata, Actinopteri, Cypriniformes, Cyprinidae. Bases 37 to 864 code for a protein of 275 amino acids. Gene Ontology annotation, molecular function: electron transfer activity. Gene Ontology annotation, cellular component: cytosol. The record is from RefSeq and is a predicted model, not a curated record.
GCUCACAGAAUAGGCGUGCUUUAAAUCCCGCCUCAAAUGGUGUCACACCAGAGGCGCUCCGUCUUUCUUCCACUCCGGACCGUCAGAGGAAGAGUCACGAUGAGCGGUCGAGUUCUGGUCGGAGUUAAGCGGGUCAUUGACUAUGCUGUCAAGAUCCGAGUCAAGCCGGACCACACUGGAGUGGUUACGGAUGGCGUCAAGCAUUCGAUGAACCCCUUCUGUGAGAUCGCGGUGGAGGAAGCCGUCAAACUGAAGGAGAAGAAGCUUGUUAAGGAGGUGGUGGCCGUCAGCUGUGGUCCUCAGCAGGUUCAGGAGACGAUCCGGACGGCUCUGGCCAUGGGUGCGGACCGUGGCAUACACGUGGAAGUGUCCGGAAAAGACUACGAGACGCUCGGUCCCCUGCAGGUCUCCAAGAUUUUCGCUGCUCUCGCCAAGAAAGAGCAAGCCGAUCUGAUCAUUCUGGGUAAACAGGCCAUUGAUGAUGACUGCAAUCAAACUGGACAGAUGACAGCCGCGCUGUUGGACUGGCCGCAGGGAACCUUUGCAUCUGAGGUGAGCUUCGAAGCAGACAAGCUGAAGGUGGUGAGAGAAAUUGAUGGUGGAUUGGAGACCAUUAAGAUCAAAUUGCCAGCCGUGGUGACCGCUGACCUCCGUCUCAACACUCCCAGAUACGCCACGCUGCCCAACAUCAUGAAAGCAAAGAAAAAGAAGAUUGCGAAUGUGAAGCCUGCAGAUCUGGGAGUGGAUGUGUGCUCACGGCUGGAGGUGCUGAAGGUGGAUGAACCUCCUCAGAGACAAGCUGGAGUGAAAGUGGAGACGGUCGAGGAUCUGGUGGGAAAACUGAAAGAAGCUGGAAGAGUAUAGAGGAAGUAGAUGCAGGAGGGGUGGUGCAGACUAACACUGAAGGUCCUUCAUCACUGGUGAUGGAGCAAACUUUAAAGCCAGUAAAGU